AUGCGGCCGCCUCUGCAUGCACAGCAGCAGCAGCAACAGCAGCAGCAGAAGCAACAGCAGCAGCAGCAGCACAGCAACAGCAGCAACAAAGCAAAGCCCACAAAACCCAGCAGCAAUGGAGAGAAAGCGGUGCCUGUGUUUGCUUACAAGACAUACAAAAAGAAACAAAACACCCCGACAUACGUCAAGAGCAAAAGAACAGCAACAGCAGCAGCAGCAGAAGCAACACCAGUAGCAGCAGCGGCAACAGCAUCAGCAGGAGGACGAGAAUCAGCAGCAUGA
Messenger RNA from Eimeria mitis, 282 nucleotides. RefSeq lists its product as uncharacterized. The record is from RefSeq and is a predicted model, not a curated record. The transcript has a single exon. NCBI's taxonomy places the organism in Eukaryota, Apicomplexa, Conoidasida, Eucoccidiorida, Eimeriidae. Bases 1 to 282 code for a protein of 93 amino acids.